Molecule: messenger RNA, 1173 nt
Organism: Cylindrotheca closterium
Lineage: Eukaryota; Bacillariophyta; Bacillariophyceae; Bacillariales; Bacillariaceae
Source: the annotation of a GenBank genome assembly
AUGAUGUUUUGGCAACAAUUGAUUCUAUCUUGCUUGAUUCUAGCAAUCACAUGGCAACAUUGUGGUGCUCUACAACCGUCAAUUCCACCUGUAGCAUUGAUUACUGGAGCUACUGGAAGAACCGGUCAAUUGGUUAGCGAUUUGUUGUUGGAGCAAGGAUUUCAUCUUCGGAUCUUUUGCCGCGACGAAGCGAAGGCUAGGGAACUCUUUGAGGCCAAGAACUCCAAGUAUAGUCAACAAGAUGGUGACGAUGGAGAACCUUGUGUGAUCGAAUAUGUUCUAGGGAACCUAAAUUCGAUGGCCGAUGUGAAAGCUGCAUUUCAGACUUCUCCAUCUUCUCCACCGUUGACACAUUUGGUAUUUUUGGCUGGCGGUGAAGGGGCCGAUUACAAGAGUGUCAAUUAUUAUGGCGUGGAAUCCGUGGCCAAACUAGCAAUUCAAACACCAAGCAUUCGGCAAAUUGUGCUGGUUUCUACCGCCUGGGCAACACGACCCUAUAGCAUCGCCUCGUUGCUCUUCAAUACGCUCUAUCCAGAGACGAUUCCCAUGGCCUCUCACUAUUUGGGUGAACAAGCUCUUCGUCGGGCGGUAGCAUCAUCCAAUACCAAUAAUCCAUCAUCUUUAGGAACAGACAGCAUCAACAAAAUCAACUAUGUAAUCUUACGCGCGGGUGGACUCAACAGCGACGAUCGCUGGAUGAACAAGUACCCUGAAGCGGCGGCGAUGGGAUUGACGUUUUCUCAAGGUGACACGUUUACCUUUGCUGGGAUUGCAGGUCGUCCUGGAAUGUGUCGAAGUCAAUUGGCUAAGGCGGUACUUGCUGCCACUACUGUAGAGGGAGGAUACACCGUGGAAGUCACGGGGAGUGGUCCGACCGACUGGAAGGAUUCUAGCGUUUACCAAACGACCCUACAGCCAGAUGAUGAACAACUUUAUUCGAAAGAGAGCUCAUCUGGUGCAUUGAUAUCUGUUGCGGAAGAAGAGGAGGUCUUCGGUAUUCAUAUGGAAGCCGUACAACAACUCAAGGCAACGGCCAUCGCAGCAACAGCGGCUGGAGUUGGGUUUAUUGGGACUCUUGGAUUUGUCAGAGGAUUGAUUUCACUACUUUUACUUGAUGCGAUAAUAUUGCUGCUAUGGGGCAAGAUCUUUGCCACCAGGCAAGUCAGUUCAUAA